UCCCUCUCUCCAUCCACGCCAAAGCUCUUUAGGCUACUUUGCGCAUGUACAGCCAGUCAAACCGAACAUUGCAUCGACUCCAAGAUGGCGAAAACACGUCUGGCUUGCCUCCUGACUCUCCUCUCAACUCACUGCUACUUCAACGUGUUAGCGGUGGUGCUGAGAUCAAACGACCACUCGCCGUGGACUAAUGAGUUUGACAAAAUUGAAUUGUCAUGUUUGAUUGAGUCCAUUUCCACAAAAGAGCCCAGAAUCGAAUGGAAGAAGAUAAAAAACGAGGGACCAAGUUAUGUGUACUUUGACAAGAGGGUCUCAGGUGACUUGGAGAACAGAGCGGUGAUCAGGGAACCUGCCACGUUACUGAUAACCAACGCCACAAGAUCAGAUACAGCAAAAUAUCGCUGUGAGGUCACGGCCGCUAACGACCAGAAGUCCUUUGAUGAGAUUUUGAUUGACCUUGUUGUAAGAGUAAAGCCGGUGGUGCCAAAAUGCAGUGUCCCCAAAUCAGUGCCUUUUGGGAAGUCAGCCGAGCUGAGCUGUGUGGAGGAAGAGGGCUUCCCCAAGUCUCAGUACCAGUGGUUCAAGGACAAGGAGGAGAUUCCCGAUGACCCAAAGACCAGCCUCAAGUUCUUCAACUCAACGUACACGCUCAACUCAGAAACAGGAACUCUGAAGUUCUCCGCAGUCAGAAAAGAAGAUGCAGGCGAUUACUUCUGCCGAGCAAAGAACGAUGCAGGAUACUCUGAGUGUUCACCCCAGAAGAUGGAAGUCUAUGAUAUUGAUGUUGCGGGGAUCAUACUGGGAGUGCUGGUGGUGGUGGUAGUGCUUUUAUGUAUAACAGUGGGGAUCUGCUGUGCGUACAAGCGAGGCUACUUCUCCAGCCAAAAACAGACAGGGAACAGUUACAAAGUUCCAGCUAAAGGAGAUGGAGUGGACUACGUCAGGACGGAGGACGAGGGUGAUUUCCGACACAAGUCCUCCUUCGUGAUCUGAAAAGGGAGAGGAUGACGAUGGGCAACGCGCCGAGUAAAAGACAUGAGAUGUGGGACGGCGCUCCACGCUGUCUGACCACGGAGCCGCCACAGUUCAUGCUCUGAACUCUCGGCAUGACCGACAUCCAACUAUUCAAGUUUGCCAAAGGUGACAAGAUUUCACAGGACAACAGUAUGUAAAACUAUUUCACACGUAGGGACUGAAAUACAUUUGUCAACUUUUAUCACCACCAAUGAAUUAUUUUGCUAAAUUAUGGAGUUCUUACUUUACAGUUAUCGCAUGGUUUUAAAAAAAAAAAAAAACAAGGAGUCAAGGUGGAGAAAAUAAAACCUUUCUUUGUUCUGCCAGGUAGAAAAGGAGGAGUCUCUUCCCUCCAGUCAGUCUAUCAUGACAUGUUUCUACUGCAAACAUUUUGCUUCAAACCUUUUGUCAUUUGUAUAACAUUUCUUUUCUACUGUUGAAAUUUGUCAGACUAUUUUUGAUGGAAUAUAUUUUAAAAUGCCUAUAGAUAAAGGUUUACUUUUUUAAAUAUUUGUAAAAUACUAACAUGUGUUUUUUUUUUUGUUUUGUUUUUUUUUUUUUUUUAUUUGGUUGUGGAUAAAAAUAUGUAACACUUUAACCACUUUGCAUCAAGCUGUAAGCAUUUACACCUUUGCAAUCAGAAGAAAGACAAACAUGACUUGUAUUAGCAUAUCAAGAUGUGGUUCUUGAUCAGCGGUCUUACAUAUUUAAUUUUUCCGCUGGGAUCGCCCAGUUUCUGUUGUGAAAGACUUCCAUGUUAAUGUUUGUAGAUAGUCUUAGUAAGAGGCUUUGAAGAGUGCCAGUCAAAUGCUGUGAAACACUGUACACAAUCAGUGCUGCGUUUUCUUGAUUUUAAGUGUCCUUCUAUGCUUGCUGUUAAUCUUGUAUAUAUUGAAUUUACUGUCCAGGAUAGAGUUUUGCUGUCAUACAUACGUUCAGUAUUACAUUAUUAUAAUAAUAAUAUUACAGGGUUUGUAAGUUAACCUUCCAGACCCAAACAAAACUAGAGGAAAACGUGGUCAGUUGUAAAAGCUAGACAUGGUACUAUCAAAUUCCACUUCUAUUCUAAUUCUACAUAGAAACACAUUGGAUCAGGUUGUUUUAACUACUGAGUCACCUAUAUUUAAACAACAAUUACUAAAGGUACCAACAACGCCAGUGAAAAUUCUCAGACAGUUAGAAUGAGGUGGAACUACAUUAACUACAACACACAGUCUCUGACAUGAGUCCUGCUAGAUCUUUGCUGAUGUCCAGUCGGUUAACAAAUAGUUUUUGCUAACGUCUGCACUAAUUAGAGAGUAGACCUCAUCUAACAUUUCUAAUAUUUAGUUUUGACUAAAUGUUUUUAAAAAAAAAAUUUUUUUAAAGGUUUGACUGAAGCUCCUAUUGUACUCAUUGCUCUCAGCAAAGCCCAAACAGACAGAAAAUGACAUUCAGUGGGUUACACACAGCUGGGGUCUGGAGGGUUAACAGUUGUACUGAUUGUAUAUAGAGAUUUGUUAUAGUUUUUUUUUUUUUUUUUUUUUCUUCUGAAGAUUAUGUAAAGUGGUGAAAAAUGUAAAGAAUUCCUAUAUGAGGCGAUAUGAAACUCUUUCCAUUUGUAAGACUGAGAAAAGGUAACUAUCACAUCAUUCAUAACACUUCAACAGGAGCUUCUUGACAGCUGCUCGGCUAAUUCACGCUGAUUCUCCCCUCGUGUCAGUCCUGUUGAGUUAUUGAGAAGAGUUGGGUCUAGACCUGCUCUAUGUGAAAAGUGCCCUGAGAUAACUUCUGGUAUGAUUUGGAGCUAUAUAAAUAAAAUUGAACAGAACAAACAGCUCACUGGUUCACUAUUCUCUUAUUUUUGUCUCUUUCUCAUCAUAUUUUUGAGCUCCAACAAGUGAACCAGAUAAACACAAACAUCUAAUAUGUAUUAGUAUUCAUAUAAGUUGCAAGCAGCUGGAGUGAAUCUCUUGUUCAGGUGUUAUGAAUGGUUUAUAAUCGGCAGGUCUGGUGAAAUGUUAACCGAACAUCAGUCAUUGGUAGAGACGAUCUGCCCGGCAUUUGCACAUAGGAAUUUGUCAACACCGCUCAGUCUUUUUCUAGGUUAACAUGUUGCAUUAAGGAACCGAGAAGAGUAUUAAAAACAUUUCUAAGCGUUCUAUUAUCUCAAUUUAGUUCACAAAUGAAUCAAGUUAUAAGUACAUUGUUAUAAAUACAUUAUAUGGAAGUCAUGCAGCACACAGAUGCAUACAUUUCCCCUUUUCAUUUGUACAAAUUUCAUUCCUCUUAAGUGCCUUCUGCCCUUAAAGUAGACGAGUUUCUCUCUCCCACCUGUACAUUUCUACGAUAUUGUCUGAGGGUUCAUGUUUUGCAUUCGUUUAACCCACGAGCACGGCGUUUGAGAGGAAUGAUGUCACCGCAAAUUUCCACCUCCCUUUCUUUACAUAUCUGCAAAUUUGUAAAUAGCUUCUUCUUUUUUUUUCAUAGAUUUGAAGGUGUAGACAUGUUGAAGUAGUCAUAGAAAUAUAUUAGUGCCUAAAUAUAGUGGGAAUUAUUUUUGGUAAAGACACAUAGCACUAUUAGGCAAAAGAAAAGAUGUGUACCAAAAGCAGGGGGGUCGCUUAUAUGAGCUCUGGUUUCAAAUGAGUUGACUCUGUGUUCAUGGAAGUGUCGUUGCAGCUGAGAUGAAGCUGGAAUUAUUCAGCGUUGUAUAAAACAUCAUGCACAGGUGUCAGCCACACGAGAACAACAAAAAAAAAGGAAUUCAUGUACGGUAGCUACAUGUAGACCUACAUUUACCCCACAGGAAGCCCCUGUGUCGAGUAAUCUGGUGAUGAAGAUGACAUUUACAUCACUGAGAGAUGGUUUCCAGAGUGUUUUGUAUUAGUGGGGCGAGUUAAACCAAGCUAACUCACUAUUGUCUUUCACCUCAAGGAUCCAGCACUGUCAAUCAUUCAUUCUCUGAGGACUGGUGCAUCAUGUAAGAACCUGAUUUUCUCAAUUAAACUCACAUACAGUAGAAUGUCCAUUUAUGGCCUGCUGGGGUUGUUUUUGUUAAUUCUAGAACCACUCUAUUUGUGAUUAAUAAAACUCACUUCUAAUAUUA
Molecule: messenger RNA, 4102 nt
Organism: Thunnus maccoyii (southern bluefin tuna)
Lineage: Eukaryota; Metazoa; Chordata; Actinopteri; Scombriformes; Scombridae
Product: junctional adhesion molecule 3B-like
Exons: 9
Coding region: 85-993 (302 amino acids)
Biological process (GO): angiogenesis; cell adhesion
Molecular function (GO): protein homodimerization activity; protein heterodimerization activity
Source: RefSeq, a predicted model, not a curated record